UCUAUAAUGUUUUAAAGGUCAUAACAGGUUAAACAUUCAAGCAAAAGACAUCUGUGUUUAUAAAAACACACAACUAUUUUCAUGCAAUCAAGGAUUUCCCUUGAAUGUGAAACAAGACAACUCGUCCAAAAUUUCGGAUACUCGAUUCGGGGCCAAGUAGGUGCUCAAAGUAACUUGCUCUCCAGCAAGUGGAAGUCAACACAUAUAGAGUUUACCAGUAAUUGGAGUCAUCAACAUGACCUAUACACUUCCUUUUGACAUAUUAAUUAAGGAAUGCCUGCUGAACAGUGGUCUGGUGAGUGGAACUGUGGUGGUAUCCAGGCAGGGUCAGGUGAUGUUUCGCCAUGGUGACCUCUUCAACAUUUCUCUGACAGAAAUCCAACAGUUUUUGAAGUUGUUUGGUGGAAUAUCUACAGAGGCUGAUUUGAAUCACGAUUUCAAACUAACAUAUAGUGACGGGCAGAAAAUUAUUUACAAAACUUACCAGAAAACAUAUUCAAGUGUGUAUGCCACGUGCAGCCAGGGUUCUGGUGGACUGACAGUGUGUAACCUGCCGUAUGGAAUGCUGAUCUGCGUAUACAGGGGAGCUACCUCCGUAGGAAAGACUGUCAAAACCAUAGAGGCAUUCUGUGAUCUAGUCAGAAGAUGAUCAACAUCAAAAGGAAAGACUGUCAAAACCAUAGAGGCAUUAUGCAAUCACGUCAGAUAAUCAACAUUUAAUGGAAAGACUGCCAAAACAUAGAGACAUCCUGUGGACUUGUCAAAAGAUGACAUUGGCUGUGAUGAACUGAUUGUAGCAUAUGCGUCUAUUAUAAGUUCUGUUUCUGUUGUCAGUUCAUGUGUUUUGGAUAUAUAGGAUCUUGCAUGAGUGGCCAUUUUGUAUUGAAUUUAUUAAACGAGUCAUCUAAAUAAAGAUAAAAACGAGGCUUGCCGAGUUUUUAUCUUUAUUUAGAUGACGAGUUUAAUAAAGCCAAUACAAAUGACCACGAAUCUAAGAUUCUAUUUUUAACAUGACCAACAAAUUUUCUUUUUAUUGUAUGCUCUUUUCACCGUUUAUUCACAUUGUAAAAGAGUUUAACUGAAGAAAUUCGUUGGAAUAAUGACGUCAUUUCGUCACAAAAAUGACGUCAUUUCACAGUUAUAUAACUAGUGUAAUAACACCUGUGUAAUAAACAAAAUUGAGCAUUACAUUAUUUCACUCCUGGAGCGUAGGUCAUGUUUUAAGAUAAUGUAAACAUCUGCUAGUAAGGCAAUAUCAAUGUCAGAAAAUAAUGUUGUCCAGUGCUAACAAGUGGUAUGUUUGUUAGUGGAUAAUAAGGGAGUUCUAACAAAUGUCGCUGACAAACAUGUAACAAUUUAUAUGAGCCGUUCUCUGUGAAAAGGGGGUUUAAUGCAUGUAUGUAAAGUGUCAUCCCAGAUUAGCCUGUGCAGUCUGCACAUGCUAAUCAGGGACGACACUUUCCGCCUAAACUUGAUUUUCACUAAGAAGAGACUUUCUUGAAAAGAAAAGAAAAAAAAGCGGAAAGUGUUGUCCCUGAUCAGCCUGCAUUGGCUAAUAUGGGAUGACACUUUACACGCAUGCAUUAAACAUCUUUUUCACAGAGCAUGGCCCAUAUGUUUUAUAAGCAAGGUGACCUAUUGGUAAUCUCUCAUGAAUUGUCUGUUUUCUAUCUGGAGUCAACAAUUUGUAAGCUGAACGCUAUCUUGACUUAACUGUAUAACCUAUAAAACAUUUUGGUUUUAAUAGGUUCAGGAACACCACAGUAAUGGCCUUUAUAAUAGCAAAUUGCCUGUUUAUUAUUAUUAAAACAAUUAGAGGUUGAAGUGCAAAUCGUAUACUAGUUUUUGUCAAGCAGCAUGCUGGUAAGAUGUAAAGUUGUUGCAAAAUGAGUUAGAGGUCAUAUAAAUUUCUUAAAAAUUCCAAACAAGAGAACCCUAGAUUGCUCAUCUGAAUUUAUAGUACGUGUACUAGGAAUUGGGAAAUAAUGUCACGAUUGUGCAAUGUAACAAGAUGCUUUUUUUAUCCAAAUGACCAAAUUUUGAAAGUCGCCCAAAAUAUUGCCAAGAAAAUAUAAUAUUUAAUUCAAGUUUUUAUUAAGGUUGGCGAAUAAAUGUGUGUGGUUAUAUUUUUAUCAAGAAGAACAGUUUACAGACCAUAGUGCAAUAUACAUGACACGCCCUUUUUUCCAGAAAAUACAUUGGGUCUUUUAUAUGGGGACAAUAUAGCCGACCUAUACAGACUUAAACAUAAGUUUAUUGUAAAUAUCUGUGAAAAAUGUUAAUAAAAUAAAACAAAGUCUA
Messenger RNA from Dreissena polymorpha, 2301 nucleotides. RefSeq lists its product as uncharacterized. Lineage: Eukaryota; Metazoa; Mollusca; Bivalvia; Myida; Dreissenidae. The record is from RefSeq and is a predicted model, not a curated record. The coding region runs from base 236 to 649 and encodes 137 amino acids. The transcript is spliced from 6 exons. Gene Ontology annotation, molecular function: actin binding.